This is a messenger RNA of Exaiptasia diaphana, 1192 nucleotides long. RefSeq names its product monocarboxylate transporter 4. The transcript is spliced from 5 exons. Bases 35 to 1192 code for a protein of 385 amino acids. Gene Ontology annotation, molecular function: transmembrane transporter activity. Lineage: Eukaryota; Metazoa; Cnidaria; Anthozoa; Actiniaria; Aiptasiidae. The record is from RefSeq and is a predicted model, not a curated record. Gene Ontology annotation, biological process: transmembrane transport.
UAAACGUUUUCUGUYAGAAAUCUUUUUAACGAACAUGGAACAAGAAGCCACUAGUCAAGAAUAUCCACGCGUGCGUUCAGAGGAAAGAAGUUCAUUUUUAGAGCCACACCAAACGCUGCCCAAUAGAKCACUGCCAUUGGAUUGCAAAGCUUCUUGGUUUGCCUGUUUAUGUGCUUCCCUGGUAUGCCUUAUUUGUGUGGGAACRUCCUCCAUAUAUGGUAUCUUUUUUCCUGCAAUCCUGRCAGAAUUUCAAGCUGGAAAAGCAAAGACAGCUCUUCCUGGUUCUUUUUUAAAUGGAUUCACCACUAUUCUAUGUCCAGUAGCAGCGGUUUUUAUUAACCGUUUUGGUUGUCGUGUCGUCAUUCCAUGCGGUGGAUUCAUUUCCGCGCUAGGACUCCUGGGAUCGUCGUUCGCUCCCAAUAUCUAUGUUCUCUCCUUUACAUAUGGUUUCCUGGUCGCUUGGGGUUCCUGUCUGGUUUACAUGGCAGGAUUUCURAUGGUCCCACUGUACUUUGAUAAACAUCGUUCAUCUGCCACUGGUAUGGUGUCCGCAGCAGGGCCUGGGGUUGGGAUUGUUAUAAUGAGCCCCAUAGCACAUAUACUCAUAGAUUAUCUUGGUUGGAGGAAAACCAUGCUGGUAUUGGCGGGURUGAACCUUGUGGCAAGUAUUCUGGGAUGCACCAUUACUAGAAAAGUAGAAAAAGUGCAUCCACAAAAUAAAGACACGACCAGUAACCUUGAUGGAAGAAGGAAAAAGCUUUGGUCUGCGGUACUUCAAAAUCUGUCUUCACUCAAGAAUCCUAUGCUAAUUCUAGUGAUUGUCAUGAAUAGCGCGGUGCAUCUGGGGCACUUUACGCCCUUAGUUCAUCUGAUAAAAUACGCUGAAGAUAUAGGAAUAUCAAGUCACGCGUCUUCGUGGAUAUAUCCCGUCACUGGAUUCAUCGCUGACUACAGUCAUUCAUACAACCCAGUCUUCUAUGCUUCAGGAUGUUUUCUUCUCUUGGCCUCAAUGCUUCCAUUCAUACGUCAUUGUAUUAUCAUGAAACGACGAAGAAGCGCAAGCAAAUUAAGUAAUGGACGAACUGGGAAGUCAUUUUCUUUAACCAAGAACAAAAUGAAGACAUGGCAGUCGACGACGACAAUGGUCAGCACUGUUGAUUUGAGCGUGACAGAUUCCACUACCAAAGUUUAA